This is a messenger RNA of Salmo salar (Atlantic salmon), 6174 nucleotides long. RefSeq names its product myocardin related transcription factor Ba (gene mrtfba). Gene Ontology annotation, cellular component: nucleus. Lineage: Eukaryota; Metazoa; Chordata; Actinopteri; Salmoniformes; Salmonidae. Gene Ontology annotation, molecular function: transcription coactivator activity. The record is from RefSeq and is a predicted model, not a curated record. Gene Ontology annotation, biological process: smooth muscle cell differentiation; positive regulation of transcription by RNA polymerase II.
CACCAAAUGUAUCGGAACAUGUCAGCAGGAGCCAUUUUAUUCCGGGAAUGAAACUUCGAUUUCCUAAAAAACACUAGCGAUUCUCCUCGACAUCAAUUGCAGUGUGUCGUUGAAUCGAAUGGUGAACCUUUUCAUAAGGCAAUGCGAAGGAAUUGGGUCUGUCUCCAUGGCUUAGUGUGCUGUAGCAGCUGGACCCAGGCAGAAGUCUCUCUUCCUCGUUCUCCUUCAUCCCUUCUUCCAGCGGUGAUCACCGUCUCCGUUGGCUCUGUUCUGGUUUCGCUGUGGCGAGGCUCGAAGUCAACAUCAGAGUCCGAUGAAGACUCUUCAUCAGCAACGUCGAUUUCAAGCUCAAUCGCCAAUCCAACUCCAACUCUGCUAUUUUCUGCAGCAUUUACAAUGCUGUCAGUGCGUCCAUUCGUUUUGGUUCGGCUUGCCAUUGUGAACUACACACAUUAGAUCAUCGUGACAUCACACCGGGACGGUAACUGCCCCUGCUGGUUACUAGGGAGCCCCCUGAUUUCCUCCCCUGUGGAGAUGGAGCCCCAGGGGCUGCCCAGAGCAGAGGGGGAUUAUGAGAUGUUGGGUCUGCUGGUGCCCAGUCCCCAGAGUGAGGCGGUCACCCAUGAGCUGGAGGAGCUGACCCUGCAGCCCAGCAGCAACCUGCCCCCCCUCAACGAACGCAAGAACGUCCUUCAGCUGAGGCUACAGCAGAGACGUACCCGUGAGCAGCUGGUAGACCAGGGCAUCAUGCCUCCUCUAAAGAGCCCAGCGGCAUUUCAUGAGCAGAUACGCAGCCUAGAGAGAGCCAGGACUGAAAACUUCCUGAAACACAAGAUCCGCAGCCGACCAGAGAGAUCUGAACUGGUCAGAAUGCACAUCCUCAAGGAGACUGGGGCAGAGCCCUCCCUGCAGGCCACCCAGAUGAAGCUGAAGAGGGCCAGGCUGGCUGACGACCUGAAUGAGAAGCUGGCCCAGCGCCCCGGCCCCAUGGAACUGGUAGAAAAGAACAUUCUGCCUGUAGAACCCAGAGUCAAGGAGGCCAUCAUUGUAAACUACCCCAAAGCGCUGGACGCGUACGGGUUUGAGGAGGACAGCGGGGACGCCCUGUCUCCAGAGCAGCCGGCCAGCCAUGAGUCCAAGGCCUCCACACCCUCCCCUGGGGAACCUCGGGCCCUGGAGGCCCCCUGCCCACCACCGCUGCCCACAAUAACCAACAAUCACACAAUCCUACAGCCCUUUCCUGUUGUCACCCAGACAACGGCAGACUUCCUCAAAGCUCUCUCCACCAAAGAGCUGCCAGUCAGUCGCCCAGCACCCGCGUCUCAGCCAAUCGUCACUGUCGUUCCUUCAAAGCCAGGGCCCACCCUAGUGAAACAAAGCCAGCCCAAACAGCCGGGAGAGAGGAAUCGCAGUAAGAAGGGCAAGGAGCCAAAGCCCCGGGUAAAGAAGUUAAAGUACCACCAGUAUGUCCCCCCAGACCAGAAACAGGAGGCCAGCGAUGCCCCCAUGGACUCAUCCUACGCCAAGAUCCUCCACCAGCAGCAACUCUUCCUCCAGCUGCAGAUCCUCAACCAACAGCAGCAGCAGCACUACAACUACCACACCAUCCUCCCAGCACCCUUAAAGCCUGUAGCUGAAGGUCAGAACAGCGGCGUGAGCGGCCUGCCAACCUCUAUAGUGCUGUCCCUGCCUCCUGCCCCCCAUGUCACUGUCCCUCCUCCCGCCCCUGUCCGUCCCAACAACAGCCUGUCCAACCGCAAGCCUGGCCACCUGCCUCCUAACCUGGAGGACAUGAAGGUGGCCGAGUUGAAACUGGAGCUGAAAUUGCGAAGCCUCCCUGUCUCGGGGACCAAGACUGAUCUCAUCGAGAGGCUGAAGCCCUACCAGGAGAGUCCCAGCACCCCUACCACAGUCCCAAGCCCUGGCCCUAAAACCCUCCCCUCCUCAGUUCCCAUAGAGGUUGGCUCAUCCCCUGCACUUCUCUUACCUGCCCACCAGGUGGCACCAGAGAGCAUGAGCGCCACACCCCCAGUGUCCCCAAUCCCCACAGACCUCGCCACCUUCAGAGACGAUGGAGGGAUGCCCAGGGUAUCCACGCUCCUUUGCGACCCCCAGAGGGUGAGCCUCUGUCGGACAGGCACUGGGAUGUCCCACCUUGGGCUGGGUGUUGUCCCGGAGGAGAAGGACCGGCGGCUCCAUGAGAAGGAACGUCAGAUCGAGGAGCUGAUGAGGAAGCUGGAGCAGGAGCAGAGGCUGGUGGAGGAGCUCAAGAUGCAGCUGGGGGUGGAGAAGAAGACCCAGGGACCCUCAGACCCUGUCCCCAUGAUCCAGACCUCCAACGCAGUCAAAAUGGAAGGCAGGGUCCUUCCUAACUGCUCAGCCAUGGUUAACUCAACCCUGGCCCCCCAGACUAUCCCCACUGUGGUGAAGGUAGAGGAUGUCAUUUGUAACUCCAGACCCCAUUCCCAGCCCAAUCCGGCCCCCAGCCUGCCCCAGUUCUUCAUCAGCCACCAGGGGAGAGUGUCCCAGGUUCUAGGCCAGCCUGUUUCCCAGACCCUACUCACGGCCCAGGAUGGCUCUACUCAGAUCCUCCUUCCUGUCCUCCAGGCUACGUUGUCAAAUCAAGCCCCAGGUCUGAUGCAAGCCUCCAUCUCCCAGCUGCAUACCACCAAGAUGGAGACAGCCUCCACUCAGCAGAUAACUAAUCACAACCACAUUUUGCAGACUGUUACAGUUUGUAACAGCCCUGGCUCUGGGAUGGUGGAGAACCAGACUAGGCCCGACAUGCCUCCCCAGUGUUUCCUGAGCAGCUCCCCAGAUAACAGGCUCUCUUCCCGUGGGGCUUCACCCAUCCACAACCUUUCCAAUGGGCCUGUUAACAAGUCCCCCUCUCCAUCCCAGCCCGCCUUCAUCCUCCACCCCUCCUCCCUCGUUACCCAGCCCCCCAAGACCAGGGAGCCACCCCGCUACGAGGAUGCAGUUAAACAGACCCGCAACCUGCAGCAGGCCAACAACCUCACACAGGUUUCCACGGCAACCAGCCAGCAGAUGGACGACCUGUUUGACAUCCUGAUUCAGAGUGGAGAGAUCACUCCAUUCAUCCAGCAGGACCUGCCUUCUCUAAGCACUAAGUCUGUCCCUGUGACAGCCAACAUCACUACCCUCCCUGUCAACACCGCCCUGUCCAGAACCCCUCCACAGAUCCAGGUAGCUCCCCCUCCCACCCCUCCCUUCGACUCCCUGCCCCUCCCCAGCCUGGCCUCCGACAACCAGCUGGAGGCCUUCCUGGAGGGGACUCUGAACAACCCGUCCCCAACCACGGACCCCCGCACCCUGGGUCUGAUUGAGGAGUUGCAGUCCCAGCUCCUUGAUCAACCUUACUCUCCCAUGGACACCUCAGAGCUGUCCUUCUGCGACUCCACGUCUCCCCCUUCCUCCCUCAACAUGGGCCUCUCCGACACAGCCCUGGACAACAUGGAGUGGCUGGAUCUAACCAUGCCGUCCGACCCCGCGGGGGGGCUCACACCCCUUGGGAUUCCUUCAGACUUCCUGGAUACACACGACCUGCAGCUGCACUGGGACUGAGGGAGAAGGAGAUGGAUGGAGUGAGUGAGGAAGGAAGGGGAGGAGUGGUGUAGGGAUAGAGGGACUCAAGGUAACAAUUGCAGACCUGGUGAGGUUAGUCCUCCAUGUGUAUUUAAAACGUAAAAAAAAUGUUAAAAAAUUAUGCCAUAUAAUAAGAUUAGCCAGCUGGUGAUCAGGGCAUUGGAUGUUUCAUAGGAGUACUGGGACCAGAGCCAAAUGAACAAGGAGGCAGACGGUAUGUAAAUAUCCUGUAAAUGAGAGUUAUUUGAACCAGAACAAGGUUAAUGUUCCCUCAGCACUGCGGGAGUUUUUAUUGAGUUGGGCAAAGCUUUCACUACACGACACAUGGCAGUCAGCCUUACGCUGUUCAGCUUUCCUUGCUGUGAACUUGGCAUGCGUUUCACAUCGGUCAUGCUACAGGGUCUGGAUCUACAGCCACUGCUCUGUGGAAGCAUGCUGCUGUGCCAUACAGUCAGUCUGAGAAUGUGGUUUGUUUAUUACAGAUCUGUUGUGCACAAGCCACGACAAACAGCAUAACUGACACAAGUAAAACUGACAGAGUACAAGGCUGUUUUACACUGGUCUUUUUUUUGCGACAUACCUAUAUUUGGUAUUGCGACAUAGCUACAUAUUGUAUUGGAUGAGACUGUUUUUUUCCUGAACUAAACAGACGCUAUGGUCAGUUGGACUUUUUAAGCUAUGAACUGAACUGACACUGAGAACAAAGACUCACUCCUAUUGGAUGAGGAGGAGUGGACUCCUCCCACUAUGAGCUAUGCACUAAGGAGGCGGGCCUUACACUUGCACCUCACACAAGGAAAUCUGAAUCACAGAUAAAGAUUUUAAUGAACCGUUUCUUGACAAAAUGACGAUCCACGUGUUGGUUAUCUUUGUGUACUUUCAAUUCAAAGAUUCCAAGUUGAUCUGUCUGAAUGAAAAUGGAGACUUUACAUUGUUGGCAGCUUUAUCUUCUGAAAGACAACUGACGUAUCAGUGGCAAGGGAACAAUUAUGCUAUCACACAGGUACACUACAUAGAGGUUAAUGUGUGUAUACUUACUGUAUGCUAGCCUGGUCCCAAGUCUGUCUGUGCUCUUGCCAACUCCAUUGCUCAUUGCCAAGCAUGUUUGACAUGACAAUGAGUGACAAGAAGUUGGCAUGAUAGUCUGAGUGCCAGUUGUUUUGUAUCCUACAAGUGUUUGUGACAUGUUUUAAUGUGGCCGCAUGACCUCUGGCAGAAAGAGGUGCUAUACUGUAAUCUUCUCUGUCUGUCCUGAAGUCUCUGUCAAAUCUCUGCAUUUGUCUCUGUCUCUCACUGUGUGUCUGUGGUUCUGUCUGAGAAAUUAUGCAUGUGCCUGUCUGCAUGUGUGUCUCUAUGUGCCCUUUCUGUAAGUCUCUGUGUUGUUGAAUGCACGUUUUAAACAAUGUCUGAUAUCGGGCUAUAUUUGUCUCUGUCACUGAGUUGGCUGCAACUCACUUGAGGAGUCUUUAUUUUGAUGAAGUUGGACGUUCAUAAGACAAAUGAACAACUUUCAUAGGCUGAGUUUUUAAAAGGUUUGUCUCACAGAACAGCUUUGUAUGACUGUUCCAUCUGUCCUGUUUGGUUUGUGUUAUGUGGUAAAACGCAUAGUAAACACCCACAGUGGUGUGACCAACAGAGUUAAACUAAAAGGGAUGACAUUAAGCUUCUGGUAUAGCUACCAUUUUGUGGCUGAAUUUGAUGAUGAUGUUUAUACGUAUAAUGCCUUUUUAAAUGUGCAUUGUGUAGUUCUACCUGGCAUAUCAUGUCAAACGAGUUUAGUAGUAUUCAGCAUCUCAAUCCAAAUAUUAUUCUGAUCAAUAUUGUAUAGAACUAAUACAGUUGUACUGUACAGCACUUUGGAAUAUCAUGGCUUUAUUUUUAUGUUUGAACAAUCAUUCUUAUCCAACAAGUCAAACACUAAGGAAAACCUAUAGGCAGGUAAUAAUGCCAAAUACUGUACACACUCUGUUACCAUUAGGAACCAGAUGCUUUUAACUGUGGUUUAGGGCUAUCAAGGAAUUAUUUGUUUUUCAAUUGUUGCCUAAUAAGGCAGUGAAACAUUGGUGAAUAUCUAUUGUUGCCACUUUUUUAAAAUUGUAUUUAUCACAUUUUUGUGUUUAUAAAAUCAAUCGUUUUUUCUGUAUAUAUGCAAGAGGAAGAUUACUGUAAAUGUUUUUUACCACCCAUACCAGAAAUAUAUGGCCAAAUGCAUCUAUAUACAUGGGUAUGCUGUAAAAUAUCAUAGUUGGAUUCUAAAACAUUCUGAAUCAUGUCAAACCUGUGUACUACUACUGUUAAUAGGAUGUUAGUGAAGCAAUAGGGCCAUAGCCUUACACUUACAGUACUGGUGCAUUUGUGUUGUCACUAUCUUAUAACAAGAUGUCAUCAUGUUGAUCAUUGCAAGCAAAUAUUGAUUUGGGCCUUACCUAAUUCUGUGGCUUCUGAAUGGUACGGUCUCCCGUUCAACCCUGGUUCUUAGUCUGAAACGUAACUACACUGAACAAAAGUAUAAAUGUUAUAGUUCAUAUAAGGAAAUCAGUCAAUUGAAAUAAAUUAAUGUGGGCCUAA